CUUUACUACGGAGCAUAGUCAAUCUUCAAGUUUUAGGUUAGUCAGUGCUUGUUCUAACUGUGACUUACCGAAGCAGAUUGUUGCAGCCAUUCCUGAUAUCUAAUCCCUUAAUCAUAAUAGAACUUAUCUAUCUACAUAUUUCAAAUAACGGGACAUAACUCUAGACUUUCGGUGAACAUAUAAGUCUGUCCAGCAUCAUAAUUAUACUAUAAAUGUGCCUUGUUAUACUGGAGAUACUAUGCUAGAUAAGGUGUUUGAGUUUAGUAUUGCGGCAAGGAUAUAUUGAAAAAAAGUCUGUGCUAAAGCAAAACAAACAAUAAGCAAUAAGCAAUAAGCAAUACUAAAGAGAAGACUAACUUAUUGAACAAAUAACAGUAGCUGAACAAAUGCCCAAGAAUGAUAUAGCCGAGGAGCAUUCUAUGGAUAUCCCGCAUGUUACGGCCGUGGAAUUACCCUUAAUAGUGAAAAAUGUUGACAAGGCUAUACUGAUGAUUGGUGGUAAACAAAGAAUCUCAGAAGUAAUCAAUUCUCAUGAUAAAAGUAGUAAUCUUACUAGUCACACAACACUAGAGAAUACCCUUGAAUUACGAUUAAGAAAUGAUCCCUUUCAUCAUCCAAUACAAUCCCUGUACAAUACUAGUGAAAAGAUUUUAGUAAAAGUUUCAGUACCAAAGAAAGGUUUACCCAAGGAUUAUUAUGAUGAUCCUUCCAGGUAUUCUGUUAAAGAAUUACUUGAAAUUAACGCAGCAACAGAAAACACACCUACUCAUCGAACUCAACCGGUUGCAAUUAUAGAUAAAACAUAUCUGUUUAAGUCAAUUGCAGAUUUUCAAGUUUCUACCAAGAAUAAUUCUGUAGUUCAAGAUUUCAAUAACCUGAUCCUUGAAUCAAAGAAUUUCGAGACAUUAAGACAAUAUUUUGAUAAUAAAAACCAUUUUAAUGCUAUGGAUGAUUUCAAUGAUACUUCCAAAGAAUAUUUUAAAGAUAUUGAUCAUCAAUUACCACCACCUCCGAUAUUAAGUCCAAUUAGAUUUCCAUUCGAUUUUAGAUAUCAAAAAAAUCCGUUCACUACAGCUGUAAAAGAUGCUGAAAGUGGAGAGAUACGAGUAGUUUCAACUAAAAAUUCUGUUAAAUUAUAUACUAAAAUGAUUGAUUAUAAUUUUAAUAUCGUACCUGAUAAACCAGCAGUUGAAUUAAUUGAUAGUCUUAGUCAAUUAACUUCAAAGGCAUAUCCUGUAAAUAGUCCUGAGUAUUUGUUACUAAAAUGUAUAAAUUGGACAAGAGAUAUCUUUGAUUUGAAACCGAUUUGGUUGAGAAAACAAUUGGAAGAUAUUGUACCAGAAGAUAUCAGACGGUACGUUAAACAAGCAUUACCUUAUGUAACUUUUAUCUAUAAAAGUGGACCUUGGAGAUUUUGUAAUGUUAAAUUUGGAGUUGAUCCAAAGAGUGAUAAAUCAUUUUGGAUAUAUCAAUCAGAAUAUUUUAGAAUACCAGGAUUAAGAUUUGUAGUUCCUAAAGAAAAUACAAGAAGGAUGGUACCCAAUACUAUAAUAGAAGCUAAUAAAAAGAAUAAGACCAAUCAAGAAAUUGAAGUUUCAGAAUAUUUGUUCUUUAAUGGAGUAACUUUACCAUCAACAGUUACAUAUCAAAUUGGUGAUAUUGUAGAUUUAGACAUUACUACCAUUAUUGAAAAUCAUCGGAAAUACUUUGGACGCGACUUUUUACGGGACAUCCCUGACUUCCAAGACGGUUGGAUUAAUCGUCAAACAAUGGAAGUUAUAAGACGAAUAAUUCGGUACAAAUUGAAUCGAAUAGUGAGAGAGGAAUCUACUGAUCAGAAUAAAAUCUAUAAAAUAAUAAAUACAGAUUAUACUGCCAAUGAAGAUCAAGUCAUGGAGGGCGAUGAAGAGAAUGGCAAGAAUGCCGAACAAACGGUCGGAAAGGAUACUGACAAUGGCAACGACAAUGAAAAUGAAAAUGAAAAUGAAAUUGGUGAUACCAAUGAUAACGACAACGAAGAGGAAGCUGAAGAUGAUGACGAUGUAGAUGUCGGAGUAGAUGAAGAAGCCAUCAAUCAGGAACCCACUCCUUUAGUCGAUGAAGCCAACAUAAUGCACAAGCUAGAUCAAAUGAAUGAAGAUGCUUCCAGCAAGUUGAGUCAAUUAGUAGGUUUCAUAAAACAGGAUAUAAUCCAUGAAUAGGUCAGCAGUAGUAAUGAUAUUGUAGUAAUAGUAAUAGUAAUAGUAAUAAUAUACGGAGCACUAUAUGCAGUCCACAAAGUGUGAAAUUUGACACCAGACACGAAAGAAGUAAACACGUA
Molecule: messenger RNA, 2320 nt
Organism: Scheffersomyces amazonensis
Lineage: Eukaryota; Fungi; Ascomycota; Pichiomycetes; Serinales; Debaryomycetaceae
Product: transcription factor TFIIIC subunit
Exons: 1
Coding region: 387-2201 (604 amino acids)
Biological process (GO): transcription initiation at RNA polymerase III promoter
Cellular component (GO): transcription factor TFIIIC complex
Molecular function (GO): RNA polymerase III type 2 promoter sequence-specific DNA binding; RNA polymerase III type 1 promoter sequence-specific DNA binding
Source: RefSeq, a predicted model, not a curated record